UAACACUGUUUUCGUCUAUCAUUUCUAUGCUGUCUUUGGUUUGUUUUCUAGUGAAAAGAAAUAAUUAAAAAUAUCAAAUAGCUGAGAUACCACGAGCUUGUGUUGCCUCGAAUUAGUUUGUAAAUCUCUAUAAUUUUCUGUUGACCAUUUAACCUGUAUUGUGUUGUUCUGAAAAGUUCCAGAACUUGCCAAUGCACUCAAAUAUUAUGUUUGUAAAAGCUUGUUGCUAGGACGCAUUUUCAUAUAACAAUGGAGGCUUCCAAUAAUACCGACGCUGUAAAUCUCGGAAUAGGAGAAGUGGAAGCUGAAAUUGGCGAAGAAUUGAAACAACUUGAGGAUGUUUUAAGAGAUACGUAUGAUACACGCAGCGAAGUAUCUAGCUCAUCUUCGAGUGAUUCCAGUACCCCAAGUAUUAGUUCAGUAAGCACAAAAUCUAAGGAACGACGACAUCGUAAACGGGCUAAGUCUGACAGUAAUUCUCCCCAAGAAACAAAGCGGCGUCGUAUAUCAAGCGGUACAAAAGUUAAGACGUAUGACUAUAUGACAAAAUUAAACUAUUUGUUUAGAGAUACACGUUUUUUUCUCAUUAAAUCAAACAAUGCUGAAAACAUUACACUGUCAAAAGCAAAAGGCGUUUGGUCAACACUACCCCAAAACGAAGCAAACUUGAACCAAGCCUAUAGAGAAUCGAGAAACGUUCUUUUAAUAUUCUCUGUAAAGGAAAGCGGUAAAUUUGCUGGUUUUGCUCGCCUAGGUAGUGAAUCUCGAAGGGAUGUACCUCCAAUAUCAUGGGUCUUGCCUCCUGGUUUAUCUGCUAAAGUACUAGAUGGUGUAUUCAAAGUUGACUGGAUUUGUAGAAAAGAAUUGCCUUUCAGUAGUACACUUCAUUUGUACAAUCCAUGGAAUGAGGGUAAACCAGUAAAAAUAGGAAGAGAUGGACAAGAGAUAGAGCCUAAAGUAGCAGAGGAGUUGUGCAGAUUGUUUCCUGAAGAUGAUGGUAUUGAAAUGACUCCAAUUCUUAGAAAAUCAAAAGAGGCAUCUAAAAAAGGUUAUUUAAAAAGUGGUAGUUAUAGAACAUACAGAGCACCGUUGUCUUCACGAGGUACAUCAUAUAGAAACCGUAUGAGCCAAUCACGAAGCCGACGUAAAAUCUUUACCUCUCCACGUAAUCGUUUAGGAUCCUCAUACAAAAGGAGAUCACCUUCACCCUUUUUGAGGGAGAGAUUACCAUCAUGGUUUGUCCGAAGUCGCGAAGGAUAUGCUAAUAGUGGAUCCGCAGCAGCAGAAGCAUAUGUGGCAGAAUAUAUGAGAUCAAUGCAUCAUCAACUGCCUCCCUUGCCAUACGUAGCUCCACCAGGAUUUAGUGGGGCUCUUCCUACAUACAAUGGGUUGCCUCCUCCACCACCUCCACCACCACGUUACUAUGACUUGGCUGAUUAUCCUCGUUCGGUGCUUGUUUAUGAUAAGAGAUCGUAUGAACGUUCAGUUGAUGAGUUUUUGUGGCGCACAUCGGAUCGUUCCAGGGGUAGAAGCCGUGACCGUGAUUCAAAUAGGUAUAGGGAUCGCAGAUAGAGUAAUUAUAACCACCGAUGUAUGUUUAAUUGAGUUUAAUAAAUAAUUGUGUUUGAACUUUGAACUUUAUUGAAUCAAAUUCUAUCAGUGUUGUGAUGAACUUUAUUUAUACUUGGACGUUUUAUGGUUAAGCGUGAACACUUGUUAAUUUAUUUAUUUUUAUGGGACUUGUGCUAUAAAUGUGUAUGGGUUAGGUAGAAGAAAGGAGAAAUAAGGCCAAUGGUAAAUUCACCACCAUGGAAUAUUGUGAAAAUACAGGAAAUAUAAUACCAAAUACUGGCUGUGAAUAACUGUGAUAUCUUAUAUUAGACAAGAUUUAGACAAUCUAUAUUUACAAAUUGACUAUAUUUAGAUGUCUUUUUCGGAAUUAGUAAUAUAUUAUAAAAAAAUUAUUAACAUAA
Zerene cesonia (dogface butterfly) is the source of this 1973-nucleotide messenger RNA. It is a transcript of the gene Ythdc1, whose product is annotated as YTH domain-containing protein 1. Gene Ontology annotation, molecular function: mRNA binding; N6-methyladenosine-containing RNA reader activity. The transcript has a single exon. Lineage: Eukaryota; Metazoa; Arthropoda; Insecta; Lepidoptera; Pieridae. The record is from RefSeq and is a predicted model, not a curated record. Gene Ontology annotation, biological process: regulation of alternative mRNA splicing, via spliceosome; mRNA splicing, via spliceosome. Gene Ontology annotation, cellular component: nucleoplasm. The coding region runs from base 250 to 1572 and encodes 440 amino acids.